Monascus purpureus is the source of this 1509-nucleotide messenger RNA. The record is from the annotation of a GenBank genome assembly. NCBI's taxonomy places the organism in Eukaryota, Fungi, Ascomycota, Eurotiomycetes, Eurotiales, Aspergillaceae.
AUGGAAAAGAAGAUGUCCACCGAAAAGUCGACCCCGGUUGAUAUCGAACCGGCCUCGACGGACGGCCAGGUGUCUGGCGAUAUAGAUCCGGCCGUGGAGCGGUCUUACGUCCGCAAGGUGGACGUCUUCCUGCUUCCUCUUCUCUGCCUCAUGUACUUCUUCGACAAUAUCGACCGGAGUAACCUGGGAAAUGCAAAGACCGAUGGCCUGGAUCGGAACCUGCAUUUCGUCGGAAACGACUAUUCCCUGCUCAUCCUGCUGUUCUACGUGCCGUUUGGUCUCUGCGAUUUGCCCUGGAAUCUUUUGACCAAGCGGUAUUCUGCGAGGUGUCCCUCGCAUGGGGAAUUCUGGGGAUGCUUCAAUGCGCCACGCAUAGUUUCGGCGGAUUGCUCGCCGUACGGCUUCUUCUGGGGUAACGCCAUGCAUGUCCCUGCGAGUACACGAGAAAAACUAACCGCUCCAAGCAUCUUCGAAGCCGGCUUCUACGCAGGGGUCACCUACUACCUCACCCUCUUCUACACGCGAAGCGAGCUCGGCUUCCGACUCGCCAUCUUCCAGUCCUUCGCCGUGAUAUCCGCCGCAUUCAGCGGUCUCAUCGCGUACGGCGUCUUCCAGAUCGACAACCCGCACGUCUACGGGUGGCAGUGGCUGUUCAUCAUCGAGGGCGGAAUGACUUUUCUCUGCGGCAUCGUGGCUUGUUUCUGGCUGCCCGCGAGGCCGCAGACGGCCUGGUUCUUGAACGAGGCGGAGAGGAGCGUCGCCACGGCCCGGCAGCUGCGGAAUAACUCCUCGGCUGUUGAGAGCAGGUUUAAUCUCCGGGAUUGCUUCAGGCAGUGGUCUGGAUGGAGGUUUCCUGUGUGGUGUGUGAUUACGCUGACGUAUCCGGUUGCGUUUGCGACGACGGGGAAUUUCUUGCCCCAGAUCGUCCAACGUCUAGGCUUCUCGACGGUCAAAACAAACCUCUGGACCGUCGCCCCCAACGCUGUCGGGGCCGUCGUCCUGCUCGUCGUCUGCAAGUCCUCGGAUUACUUCCGCGAGCGCACAUUCCACAUCAUCGUCUCCCUCAUCAUCUCGCUGGUCGGAAUGAUCAUCCUGGCCGCCAUCGACGCGGUGGAGAACAAGGGCGUGGCGUAUUUUGCAUGCUUCAUGAUGGCCGGGGGGGCCUACAUCCCGUCCAUCCUCGUGCAUGCCUGGCACAACAACAACAAUCUCAACGAGAACUCGAGGGCCGCCAAUACGGGGCUGUUUGUCGGUCUGGGGAAUCUGGGCGGCAUUCUGAGCGCAGCUACCUUUCGGACGGAAUAUGCGCCGAAGUAUGCUCCCACACUGAUCGCCACGAGCUGCUGCAACGGCGUCUGCAUUGUGUUCACGCUCGUCCUGGGGCUGUGGAUGAAGAGGGAGAACGCUCGACGGAACCGCGAGCAGGGAGUCCAACUGCGCGCCGGGGAUGUUGAUACCAGGGAAUUGGCGGAUGGCGAGAACAGCCCUCAAUGGCGAUAUUUUACCUGA